CGCAAUAGAAUUCAAUGUCGUCUGCACGCGUGCGGUCCGUUUGUUAAUGUAGAUAUCAACAUGUGGAUAAAAUCAUUCUCCUCAUUUGUAGAAUCAAAUGAGUUGACUCCAUUCGCGCUGCACGAUACUUCCGUCGUGGUGGACGGCCAAAACUUCUUCUACAAAACCUACGAGCAGUCGGGCUUGGCCACCGCGUGCGGGAUAGAGGGCGACCGCUACGCACGCUACCUCAGGCAUUACCUCGGCAUGUUCCAGAAAGCUAACGUUACAUGCUAUUUCUUAUUUAAAGGAGGCCAUGAAAACCUGGAAAAGAGACUCACAUAUAACAAUAAUAACUGGCCAGCUCAACCCGUAUUCAUGAAGGAAAUUUAUAAAGAAAUAUUAGAAGAGAUGGGUUUCCGAUAUGUCGUCUGUGAGUACGAAAGCAAAAGGGAUGUAGUCGAACUGGCCCAAAAUUUAAACUGCCCAGUAAUAAGUCGCGAUAUUGAAUUCUGCUUCUCGGGACUUAGGUAUGUACCGAGUACAACCCUGAAAUUUGAUACACGUCAAAACCGCAUUGAUUGUGGUUAUUUCUUGUUGGAUGACUUUCUCGCAAAAUACCGUUUGACAGAAGAUAAACUGGCAAUUUUUAUAGCACUGCGGAAUGAACGAUAUAUUCCAGGCGAUAUGUUUUUGAACUUUUUUACAUACUUGAAAGCGCCUCUCAUACCUUAUCAUUGUAAUAAGCACCUGAUAAAGUAUCUCUCAGUAUACAAUAGGGAAACAGUUGUCAGAACUAUCUUUAAGUUCAUAUCUGCUGAAGACAAGAAGAUUUUUAUUGAAGAAGAAGCGAAUGCGCGGCAACUGAUAAGGCGGCGCGAGAGUGGCGGGUUUGGGGCGGCGUGCGCCGUGCAGCCUCGCGCGGCACGCUUCGCGCGCGCCGACCCGCGCUGGUUCGCUAAAGGUGUCGCCUCCGGAUACGUCCAUAUCAACUACAUAAACCUUUAUCACUCUCGAGUUUACUACGGAGCUGGACCAAUUCCCGGAUUUGAUAACCCGAUACUUAUAUCACUGGAUAUUAUUUACUAUGCAUAUGACUUGUUGACGGACUUUAAAAACGGAGGGUUUACAUUAAUUUAUGAAAUGAAUGCGUCAGACGAGGAGAAACAGAUGAUGGAGGUAGCUAGGACACAUAACAUAUCGAGACCAGCUUACGACGCGGAAGGGUGCGUGUUUGAGAACGGGUGGGAGUCGGUACGAGCGUUAGGGCUCUUGGAGCACUUUGCGCGCUCGACGCUUCAACUGGAAAGUCUGCAGCGCCUGGAGCUGGCGCCGGAGCCGGCGCGGCUGGUGCUGCUGGCGCUGGCGCACUACUCGCGGCGCCGGCCCGCGGCGCCCGCCGCGCUGCCCACCGCCGUGCUGCUUACAUACGUCAUGCUCGACGUGAUCGACGACAAACCAAAUAAUAAUUCUGCGAAGCCCUUUUUCGACAGGAAGCUAAUCUUCGACUCCACGUUGGACAGCUUCGACCCCACUCCGGCUGAAUGCAGGGUUGCGGCUGCCGUAAUGAAGAAAUAUUACCUCAAAGUUCCAGACGACGACUUCGCACUCCUAGACCAGAAACUGCUACAUGCGUUGGCAGAGUUCCAAUCGUGCUUGUUGCAGUUGUCUGCGCUAAACGCGUUGUGCGGCGAGGAGCUGCCGCCGCCGAUGUUUUCCAGAACCUUCAGCGGCACACUGGCCUAUAACCUUCUUUACGCCGCAACUCGAGCCUCAAACCACCAACUCUUCCUAGACAACCUGUUAACCCCUGCUCCUACUGUCCACGCCUUGUAUAAAAAACUCUUGGAUAUUUAUAAUGAUAUCAUGAAUUUUAAUUAGCUCUUGCAAGAGACUUUUAAUGGUGAUAUUUUUUAAUUUAUUUGCAUGACCACAUAAUCAUAUUUUUAGUACUGAUUUUGACAAAUAUUUUUUAUA
This is a messenger RNA of Leguminivora glycinivorella, 1956 nucleotides long. Its product is annotated as protein asteroid homolog 1-like. Lineage: Eukaryota; Metazoa; Arthropoda; Insecta; Lepidoptera; Tortricidae. Bases 61 to 1860 code for a protein of 599 amino acids. The transcript is spliced from 2 exons. The record is from RefSeq and is a predicted model, not a curated record.